Messenger RNA from Alternaria conjuncta, 1443 nucleotides. RefSeq lists its product as uncharacterized. Bases 1 to 1443 code for a protein of 480 amino acids. NCBI's taxonomy places the organism in Eukaryota, Fungi, Ascomycota, Dothideomycetes, Pleosporales, Pleosporaceae. The transcript is spliced from 5 exons. Gene Ontology annotation, molecular function: protein binding. The record is from RefSeq and is a predicted model, not a curated record.
AUGGAUUUCAGCAUGUGGACCUACGAUGUUCUUCUCAACCAAUGGAAUACUACUGAGACAAUUGGCGAAAAGAACCCGCAACGAGUAUCGUAUGGCGCAGGAACGCAAGUCGAAAGUCGUGGGCUGGGAUUCUACUUUGGCGGCUGGCUCAGCAACAAAACAACACCCGGUUGGACUGGACCCCCAAUGGCUACGAGCGGUCUGAUGCGAUUUGACAUGUCUACCGGCGACUUACAGAAUACAACCGGUCCAGAUGACAUCGGGAGAGCUGAAGGACAACUAGUAUUUCUACCUGUCUCAGAUAGCGGCGUGCUUGUUUACUUCGGUGGCAUCGAAGACUCGUACCGCAACGGUAGCUUUGACGCAACCAUACAUGUCUACGACAUGGCUUCGUCAAAAUGGUAUACACAGACUGCUUCCGGCGAUAUACCUGACACCCGGAGGCAAUUCUGUGCUGAUGUCACCUGGCCCGAUGACCAGUCGUCUUUCAACAUAUACCUAUAUGGUGGAUACGGCUUCGAAAAAGCAGCAGCGUACGACGACGUCUACAUCCUAUCGCUUCCAUCAUUCACAUGGAUCAAGGUCUUCAGCAGUGAUGAUGUUCCCUCUCAAGUUGGUCACGGAGGUUGUAGCGCAAACGUCGUCAACCAUGCGCAGAUGUUAGUCAUAGGCGGCUGGUUUCCCCUUUACGACAAAUGCGAUGCACCCGAGGGACAAGGACAACACAACAUGGUUCUAGGAUACAACGGUGGGGACUCGAAGCUUUGGGACAAGUUUAGCCCUCAGCUAGACGACUACGUAGUACCUUCACCUAUUAUUGCCGCAGUUGGAGGCGGGCCUACCGGAGGUGCUACAAAGACUUCGCCAUCAACCUGGGGCCAUCCAGAUCUCGCUACUUACUAUACACUCAAACCUACUUUCACAGCAAGAUCGGCAACUCGCUCUCUUCCCUCAGCUACAGAGUCAGCAUCUGGUGGAAGCUCAAAGAAGUCAAACGUAGCAGCCAUCGCUGGCGGCACAGUUGGAGGACUGGUGGCACUAAUUGUCCUUCUGUGUCUUAUACUCUUCUGCUUACACCGGCGAAAGAAGUCUUUGAAGAAGAAAGAGGCCGAGACUCCGUCUAGUCUCCCACCUGCUGAACUUGCCACCACGGUUCCCCAUGAAAUGGCCGACACAGAUGCUAGCAAGUAUGUUUCCAUGCACGACCAGGCAGGCUCUAUCGCCCUUGCUCAUUAUCCUGGUCAUGUUCAACAACACUCACACUCCGCUAGCCACGAAUACAACUCGCCCUACUCGGCUCAAGGCCCUCCCUCGUACGGUCACGCUCCCCCAUACAUAUCUCCUGUUGAAGGCGGGCACACAGGUCGGUCACCACCCGGAGAGCAAUUCUUUACCGACGACGUCCUUGGAGUACCCAAGUUCAAUAUCCUCAGUCUGCACUGA